Etheostoma spectabile (orangethroat darter) is the source of this 2412-nucleotide messenger RNA. It is a transcript of the gene glra4a, whose product is annotated as glycine receptor, alpha 4a. Gene Ontology annotation, biological process: monoatomic ion transmembrane transport. Gene Ontology annotation, molecular function: transmembrane signaling receptor activity; glycine binding; transmitter-gated monoatomic ion channel activity. The transcript has 10 exons. Lineage: Eukaryota; Metazoa; Chordata; Actinopteri; Perciformes; Percidae. Gene Ontology annotation, cellular component: plasma membrane. The record is from RefSeq and is a predicted model, not a curated record. The coding region runs from base 235 to 1737 and encodes 500 amino acids.
CUGACUGACUGACUAGUGCUGUCCAGCCGCCUGAAGCAGUGAGUCUGCUGUGUGCAGCCUUCUGGACUUGGUGGGAGGGGGAGAAGUUUCCCCAAAGACAAGCUUGGAUCACUGAGAAACGAUGCCUUCCUCCUUCAGCCCAGUCUCACAAGCUACUCAGUGGAUUUGCUGAUUUCCGAAAUUAAUUUUCUGCAAGUUAUUCAACGGGACUGAGGAGAGAUUUUAAAGCAGAGGAUGCUCCCACAGGUCAUUCGAAUUCUGUAUGUCUUGUCUUUCUGCUUUUUCCAAGGAGGCUUUAUCAGACUGAGCUCCUGUAAGGAGGAAAUAAAGCCCCCCGCCAGGGCUGGACCAGCGCUGUCGCCCUCUGACUUCCUGGACAAGCUCAUGGGGAAAACAUCAGGAUAUGAUGCCCGCAUCCGACCCAACUUCAAAGGUCCAGCUGUGAAUGUCACCUGUAAUAUUUUCAUCAACAGUUUUGGGUCCAUCACAGAAACUACAAUGGAUUACAGGCUCAAUGUAUUUCUACGGCAAAAUUGGAACGACCCUCGCCUGGCGUACAGCGAAUACCCAGACGACUCCCUUGAUCUGGAUCCAUCUAUGUUGGACUCUAUCUGGAAACCUGAUUUAUUCUUUGCAAACGAGAAAGGAGCCAAUUUCCACGAGGUCACCACUGAUAACAAGCUGCUACGGAUUUUCCAAGAUGGCAGCGUUCUAUACAGCAUAAGGCUGACUCUUGUCCUGUCCUGCCCUAUGGACUUGAAGAAUUUUCCAAUGGACAUUCAGACCUGUACAAUGCAGCUUGAAAGCUUUGGUUACACCAUGAAUGACUUGAUCUUUGAGUGGUUGUCUGAAAACCCCGUUCAGGUGGCUGAUGAUCUCACCCUCCCCCAGUUUGUGCUAAAAGAAGAAAAGGAUUUGGGCUACUGCACUAAGCAUUACAACACAGGUAAAUUCACCUGCAUUGAAGUGAAGUUCCACCUGGAACGUCAAAUGGGCUACUACUUGAUCCAGAUGUACAUCCCCUCCCUCCUCAUAGUCAUCCUUUCUUGGGUGUCUUUCUGGAUAAACAUGGACGCUGCACCAGCCAGAGUGGGUUUGGGCAUCACCACUGUACUGACAAUGACCACACAGAGCUCUGGUUCAAGGGCCUCUCUGCCCAAGGUGUCCUAUGUGAAGGCCAUUGACAUUUGGAUGGCGGUGUGCCUUUUGUUUGUGUUUGCUGCCCUGCUGGAGUAUGCAGCAGUUAACUUUGUCUCAAGGCAGCACAAGGAGUUCAUCAGGCUGAGGAAAAAGCAACGGCAGCAAAGAAUCGGGUUUGCCAGUCAUCCUGGGAGUGUCGAGUCGUUGCGGAAAGAGAAUGACAUCCCUGGUAACAACUCAACCUACAGGAACCUGAAUCAGCACUGCAGCGCCUGUGCCAGGGAAGAGGAACUGGUGAGGGAGAGCCGUGGCUUUUACUUCCGAGGUUAUGGACUGGGUCACUGCCUGCAGACCAAGGAUGGUACCGCUGUGGAGGGAGCCACCGUGUUCACCACCCCGCCUCCUCCGCCGCCUCCUCCUCCUCCUCCAGUUACCUUUUACGACGGAGGGGUACUCCACAAGCGUUUUGUGGAUCGAGCAAAGCGCAUUGACACCAUAUCUAGAGCAGUAUUUCCCUUGAGCUUCCUCAUAUUCAACAUCUUCUACUGGAUCACCUACAAAGUGUUGCGACACGAGGACAUCCAUCAAAAUUUGUAGAACGUUCUUUGCCGACCCAAGUUGCUACAUUUUACAUUUGUUUUUUCUCAGAACCGAAACUGCCUGUCAGAUCUACAUUACAAUGAGGAAAUGUGUCAAGAGGCUUAUCUGCUUCUUAAAACCAUUGCUAAAAAACUGUGUGCUCAGGUGCGUCUUAAGGAUUUCAGACAAAGAGUGAUUAAGCCAAAAGACAAUGUUAAGCUGUGUGGAUUCAGGCUAUGUUCUUUGUAAUUUGCUAACUCUUUUCGGUCUUGAUUUGAUUCGUCUGGAUUACAACAGAGACAAAACAAUGCUGAUACUUGGGUUUAUGACCUUUGUUUGAAAUGAUUAGGAAUUCAGAGAAUGCAAUGUUGAUCCUGCCUGGAUGAGACAUACCAACUUGAAUUUUGACACUACGCAUCUUUGAAUGAAUGUUUUUGAAAAUUCAAAAGAUUUAAGUUUUUUUUACACCUUUAGAUUAUCUAAUGGGUACCAAUGGGUGCUGGUGGGGAAUGGGUCUUUGAUAUUUAUUCAAUAAAUGGUGAUAAUUCAAUUAAAUUGUAUACAUAUAUAUAUAUAAAACAGUGUAUAAAGUGUACAUUAAAGAAGCUGUUCAUUAAACUGCACAAAGCACAAAUAUGUAUUUCAUUUUUGUCUAAAUUUAAAUAAAUUGUUAUUCUGCCAGGAAACCAGAAU